AUGCGGGGACGAAGAUUCUUCUCGGCCUCCGCCUUCAAAUAUCAAUUCCGCGAUUCGUAUGACUUCACUCGGCUCCUUCGGUCUUCAUCCGGCUUCCAAAGCCUCAGAGCAAUCCACGCACGGAUUUUAACAGCAGGGCUCCAUCAAAACCCUUUUCUCGCAGCCAGUCUCGUCUCCCGAUAUGCUUCACUCGGCUCCCACUACUUCACCGUCGCCCGCAAGGUGUUUGACUAUUUGCGCCAUCCGGAUGCCGUCGUCUAUAACGUCAUCAUCCGCUGCUAUGCUGCCUCCAGCCUUCCGGCAGAAGCCACAGCGAUCUACGCCCAGAUGCUUUGCAAUGGCGCAGUUCGCCCCAAUCUCUACACUUACCCAUUCGUUUUCAAGGCCUGUGCGGCCAGCGGCUGCCAGAGAAUCGGCCGAGCAAUCCAUUCUCACGCCAUUAGAGCUGGGGCUGGUGGCGAUCUCUUCGUCAACAACUCACUUGUCGCGCUUUACGCUAAAUGUGCGCAUAUGGAGACUGCGAAGAUGGUGUUUGAAAAAAUGCCGUACAAAGAUCUUGUUAGCUGGAACUCGUUGAUCUCUGGCUACGCCCAGAACGGAUACCAUUAUGAAGCCUUGGAACUUCUGCAUAGAAUGCUGCCUGAAAAUUUGCCCGAUCAUGUUACGCUUGUCUCUGUUCUUCCGGCAUCCAUGGUUCUGGCUUCCAUUGCGGAAGGCAUGUGGAUCCACAGCUAUGCAUUGAAGAGAGGCAUUGGAGUAGACGCAGCUGUGGGUAGUGGGCUCAUCGAAAUGUAUGCAAAUUGUGGACGUUUAGGUGUUGCUCAGAGGGUGUUUGAUCAAAUUACGGAGAAGAAUGUUGUCGUGUAUAACUCAAUGAUAAGAGCUUUUGGAAUACAUGGGCAAGCUUCAGCAGCUCUGGAUAUAUUUUCAGAAAUGCUGAUAUGUGGAAUUAAGCCUGACUCCAUUUGCUUUGUGUCAAUACUUUCUGCUUGUAGCCAUGCGGGGUUGGUUGAAGAGGGAUUUAAGAUUUUUGACAGGAUGGAAGCUGAAUAUGAAGUGGAGAAAGGCCAAAUACAUUAUGCUUGCAUGGUGGAUCUGCUGGGACGUUCAGGGAAACUAAAGAGGGCAUUGGAGUUCAUCUAUAGAAUGCCAAUGGAGCCUGGGCGAGAUGUGUUGGGUGCAUUGCUAGGAGCUUGUAAAGCUCACAAAAAUGUCGAGCUUGGGAUUGAGGCUGCAAGUAGAUUGCUUGUUAUUGAUCCAGAGAAUGCAGGAAGGUAUGCUGUGCUUGCAAAGAUGUAUGAGGAAUUAGGUAGAUGGGAAGAUGUGGCAAGUGCGAGGAAGGUGAUUAAGGAUAGGGGAGUGAGGAAGCCGCUUGGAUGCAGCAUGGUGGAAAUUGCUACAAAGUUCCAUACCUUUGGGGUGGAAGAUGAGGGUCAUCCAAUGAGGUGUGAGAUUUUUGGUGCACUGGAGAGGUUGAAGGGAAUGGUGGAUGAAGAGGAGAAGGUGGCUUUGUUGUCCUGA
Molecule: messenger RNA, 1521 nt
Organism: Phalaenopsis equestris
Lineage: Eukaryota; Viridiplantae; Streptophyta; Magnoliopsida; Asparagales; Orchidaceae
Product: pentatricopeptide repeat-containing protein At3g46790, chloroplastic-like
Exons: 1
Coding region: 1-1521 (506 amino acids)
Biological process (GO): RNA modification
Molecular function (GO): RNA binding; protein binding
Source: RefSeq, a predicted model, not a curated record